Amorphotheca resinae ATCC 22711 is the source of this 973-nucleotide messenger RNA. RefSeq lists its product as hypothetical. The transcript has 2 exons. Lineage: Eukaryota; Fungi; Ascomycota; Leotiomycetes; Helotiales; Amorphothecaceae. The record is from RefSeq and is a predicted model, not a curated record. The coding region runs from base 94 to 705 and encodes 203 amino acids.
AGCCGCCAUGCCCUGAUAUCGAUAGCGAAACUACCAGAAGCGGACAGAAACAAAACAUUCAGAAGAUCCCCUAAGAAACCAUGGAAACGCUGCAUGGGAGAGAGCUUCCUUUCAUUUAGCCCUGGUCAGGCCACUAUUGGCAUUGGCAUUGGCACGGGGAUAGGAGUAGUCGUAGUCGUAGCACGUCGAGUAGUUGGGUCUUGGUGGAGUUGGGGCUUGAACAACAUCAGCAAAGCCGCUCACGGUCCCAAAAGCUCCUUGGGCGCCCUGGAGGAUCAGAGGAGAGGAGAAGAAAAGGAAAGAAAGGAAAAGAGGGAAAAAAGGAGAGAAGAGAUUAGGAAUUGCUCGACCAGCUCUUACAUAAGUGACGUGCUUGCGUCCAAUUCUUUCUGCAUUCUUGCAGACCCGCCGCAUUCCUCUGAGCCUGACUCUCUCGUCGACAAAAGAACUGGACUACGCGAUUCCUCACAGAACAGACCGCUUCAAUUGCAGCCCCCCAGUUUGCCCCUUGCCCCUCGCCCCGCCAUCUCCAUCUCCAUCUCCAUCUCCGUCUCCGUCUCCGUUGCUGGCAAGUUGUUCGACUUCUUCCUCUUUCCUGUCGUCGGAUUUGGGCGGAUUCGCAUCGUCAUCCACGGCGUAGGGGUAAAGUGUUCCCCCCGCUGCCGCGCACCGUCACCGUUCCGGGGUCUCUUCCAGGGGUGUUGAUCACUAACAGUCAGUCGUACAGCAAGCAGGCAUUAACAGAGUAUUCUUUCAAACUACUACACGAGCUCAUGGACAUUUAACAUCAACCCAAUAUCUUUUGGCUGGCCCGAACAUUUCUCUCCUGGUCUGAAUAUACCCUUCCCCUGUAUCCCGGGCAGUGUUCAACCUGCCUCUAUUCGUCCUGGCCCUGAUCUUGCUGUCGUGAAGCGUCCUACCUUAGACUGUGGAAUUGCAGAGUGCAGGCUCUCGUUUUGGUCUUCUAGCAGCU